CCAGCUUGCCUUCCGCGACUGAUCGUGCGCAAGUUUCCUAGCAGCGCAUGCGUACAACGUAGCCUCCAAGGGAAAUUUAAAAAACAAAAAAACAAGACUACCAACUCCACAGAAACCUUCGGCGUCUCCCGCAAACGACCGUAGUUAAAAAACAGCAAAGGAAUCCCGGGCCGGAGGGCACACUCCACCGGUGAGCUACCCUGAGGACCACCGGCUCCAGCGCAGCUAUGAACUUGGAGCGGGUGUCCAAUGAGGAGAAGUUGAACCUGUGCCGGAAGUACUAUCUGGGUGGGUUUGCAUUCCUGCCUUUUCUUUGGUUGGUCAAUAUUUUCUGGUUCUUCAGAGAGGCCUUCCUUGCCCCAGCCUACACAGAGCAGAGCCAAAUCAAAGGCUAUGUUUGGCGCUCAGCUGUGGGCUUCCUCUUCUGGGUAAUUAUUCUCACCACCUGGAUCACCGUCUUCCAGAUCUACCGGCCCCGCUGGGGUGCCCUUGGGGACUACCUCUCCUUCACUAUUCCCCUGGGCACCCCCUAACAACUUCACAAGCUGGUUGGUGAUCUGGUCUUUCUCCCAGGAUGGGCUUCUCUGCUUUAAGUUUUUUUCUGAAACCCUGAAGACUGUCUGUCCCCCAUUUCCCAACUGCCCCAAUAAAUGGCCCUAACUUUAAAUAC
This is a messenger RNA of Onychomys torridus (southern grasshopper mouse), 670 nucleotides long. RefSeq names its product presenilin enhancer, gamma-secretase subunit (gene Psenen). NCBI's taxonomy places the organism in Eukaryota, Metazoa, Chordata, Mammalia, Rodentia, Cricetidae. Gene Ontology annotation, cellular component: gamma-secretase complex. The coding region runs from base 228 to 533 and encodes 101 amino acids. The transcript is spliced from 4 exons. Gene Ontology annotation, biological process: Notch receptor processing. The record is from RefSeq and is a predicted model, not a curated record.